Molecule: messenger RNA, 2078 nt
Organism: Helianthus annuus (common sunflower)
Lineage: Eukaryota; Viridiplantae; Streptophyta; Magnoliopsida; Asterales; Asteraceae
Exons: 17
Coding region: 92-1798 (568 amino acids)
Molecular function (GO): protein binding
Source: RefSeq, a predicted model, not a curated record
ACACAUGAAAGUGAAACACUUUGUUCAGGCUAGAAGAAGGAAGGCUUUGGUAAUUUAAAAAAACUCUAGUUUUACGGGAGGAGGGACGUUGAUGAUGCAAAUGGCUUUACGGUCCUUAGCUUCCAAAGCGGUUCGAUCAUCAUCAUCAUCUAGGGUUUUAUCAACAAACACUAGAUACAAUCUCAUUAAAUCCAUCCAUUCUACACCUGUGACGCCUGAGCCCUGUAUUGACAAAUUAACUGGACCCAGGGUUCAUAUUGCACAUCAUGCUCGCUUAUUUAUGCCUCCUCUUCACAACUCGGAGGAGACUUCACUUGCCUCUACCCUAGCGGCAUUACUUCCAGCCCUAUGCUUUGGAUUAAGUUUGACCCCUGUCUUGGCUGACGAUGCAUCCACAGAAGUAACUGCAACUGAUUCGAUUGGUUUACAGAAAAUUGAGGAUGGGUCAGUAGUAUCAAACAUACAUACAUCCAAGUGGAGGGUGUUCACCGACAGCGGAAGGGAUUUGUUUUUUCAGGGUAAAUUGGAGGAUGCCGAGAGGUUGUUUAUUGGUGCACUGGAAGAAGCUAGGCAAGGGUUUGGGGAAAGAGAUCCUCAUGUUGCCUCUGCAUGUAACAACCUGGCUGAGUUGUAUAGAGUUAAGAAGGCAUUUGAUAAAGCAGAACCGUUGUACUUGGAGGCAAUUAAUAUUCUUGAGGAAUCAUAUGGACUUGAAGACAUAAGGGUUGGGGCUGCGCUUCAUAAUCUAGGACAAUUUUAUCUUGUCCAAAAAAAAUUGGAUGGCGCUAGUGCUUGCUAUGAGCGUGCUCUAAAGAUAAAGAGGCGAGUUUUGGGAGAAGCUCAUGCUGACUACGCUGAGACCAUGUAUCAUCUAGGCAAGGUGCUACACCUUCAAGGGAAAGGGAAGGAUGCCGAAGCCCUCAUAAAGGAUUCUAUUCGGAUACUUGAGGAAGGUGGGCAAGGAGAAUCUUUCUUAUGCAUGAGGAGACUGCAGUAUCUUGUUCAGAUUUAUAUCAACUCCAGUAAUCUCACUGGUGCCGUUGACAUGCAGAGAAAGAUCCUGCAUACAAUGGAAGUUUCCAAGGGAUGGGAGUCUUUGGAGACUGUGAUUGCAGCCGAAAGGCUUGCACUGAUUCUUGAGUCAGCAGGGAGUUUGACGGAAGCAAAACUACUCCUACAAAGAUGUCUUGACUCCCGGAGAAAGCUACUUCGCGAUGACAAUAUUCAGAUAGCUGCCAACAUGCUUCACAUGGCUAGGGUGGAGCUUCUCCUAUGCAGCCAAACACGCGGGAAUAUUUCUGAAGCAACCGCAGUCGUUGACAACACAAAACAUCUUCUGGGCAAUGCAAUAAGGAUAGCUCGACAGGCUUUGGAUAAGUUGAUAAAGCAAGGAGCAAAUAGCAAGUCUAACCAAUUGUCAAAGACUGAUACGUACUCUGAGCGUACAGCGUUGCUUAUACUGUUGCAAGCUUUAAAUGCUUUGAGCCAACUGGAGGUUACUAAGGCUGAGUUACACGAGCCUGUGGAGAAAGAGACACUGAGAUAUCCAGAGGCCGAGAAAGCUCUUCUUGAUUGCAUUUCUGCUUAUAAACAGUAUGGAAUCCAGAGGUCGUUAUAUAACUUUGGUGAUAUAAAGGGCGAAUAUCUCUCGUGUUUGAAACAUCUUUCUGUUUUACUAACUCACUCGGAUAGCAAUGGGCUGAAGCAAUCAGGACGGCCUUCUUUGCAAGAGGUGUUGAACGAAAUCAAGCGGGUUGAAGGUGGACCCUCAUCGUCAAUGCCCAACAAAAAGCCUUAGCUCAAUAGUAUAUGCUUUACGUGCUAUAUAUAGCACCAUUUUUGGGUUUGGUGUAGUUUGUUACAUUGUCAUGCUUCUAAAUUUACCACACAAUGAAUGACUAUUUUACCACACAUGGUGAGGAGUGGCGGGUCCAGAAUUUUUUUACAUGUCACUAUUCAUAAAUGUGUGGUGAAUCAGCCACUAGAGGACCUGAAACGUAAAUAAAUAGCAACUGAAUGUACAUUUGCUAGUUAAAAAAAAGGGAAUGUGAUGUAUGGUAAACCAGUUAAAUCAAGAA